AUGAGUGGAAGGCCGUCGUCCCCUUCAGUGAGACGGUUAUGUCAGUGGAUGGAUCGCGGCCACGGGCGGCUCUCGUUCCGGCUCACACAGGUGCUGACUGGGCAUGGGUGUUUUGCCCAGUACCUGUGCCGGAUCGGCAGGGAGCGGUCACCGGGCUGCCACCAUUGUGGUGUAGGGCCGGAUACGGUGGAACACACCGUCGAGGAGUGCCCGGCGUGGGCAUGGCCUCGGCACUAUUUGGAGUGCGAGGUCGGUGUGAAUGUAAGCGUGAAUGUGCUGGUUGAGAGAAUGUUACAUAGUGAGAACGAGUGGAAGGCCGUCGUCUCCUUCAGUGAGACGGUUAUGUCCCGGAAGGAGGCGGCGGAGCGCGAGAGACAGCGUCGUGCUGGAGUGACUGACAGCAGAGUGUUGAGAAGGAGAAGGCGACCGGGGAAUCCGGACCCGGUUUCCCGGGCGCCCUCCUGA
Messenger RNA from Megachile rotundata (alfalfa leafcutting bee), 465 nucleotides. RefSeq lists its product as uncharacterized. The record is from RefSeq and is a predicted model, not a curated record. NCBI's taxonomy places the organism in Eukaryota, Metazoa, Arthropoda, Insecta, Hymenoptera, Megachilidae.